Messenger RNA from Pseudonaja textilis, 918 nucleotides. RefSeq names its product olfactory receptor 5P68-like. Gene Ontology annotation, cellular component: membrane. The record is from RefSeq and is a predicted model, not a curated record. Gene Ontology annotation, biological process: G protein-coupled receptor signaling pathway. Lineage: Eukaryota; Metazoa; Chordata; Lepidosauria; Squamata; Elapidae. Gene Ontology annotation, molecular function: G protein-coupled receptor activity; olfactory receptor activity.
AUGGAAGCUGAGAAUGUCACCUCUGUUAAGGAGUUCACCUUACUGGGACUGGCCAGCCAAAGAAAAAUCCAGCUUUUCCUUUUUGGGGUCAUUCUUCUUGUCUACUUGCUUACUGUUUUGGGGAAUCUCCUGAUCAUCAUCCUAGUGCAGAUUGACGUUCAACUCCACAUCCCCAUGUACUAUUUUCUCUCACAUUUUGCAGGGAUAGAAAUAUGUUAUGUUACCAGCACCAUGCCUCUCAUGUUAACCCAUCUCUUGACUGGAAAUGGAGUCAUUUCUUUUGCACUCUGCACCAUUCAGAUGUAUGUCGCAUUGACCAUGGGGAGCAUGGAGUCCUUUCUCUUGAGUGUCAUGGCUUAUGACCGCUACCUGGCCAUCUGCUGUCCUCUAAUUUAUGCUACUGCCAUGAGCACGCAAAAACAGUUGCAGUUUGCUUUAGCCUGCUGGGUUAUUGCUCCUGUGCUCUCUGCCAUCUGUGUUAUCUGUUUUGUUUGCCAAACUUAUUGUGGUCCUAACUGGAUCAACCACUUCAUAUGUGAGUUGCCAGUUGUGCUGAAACUUGCAUGUAGUGAUACACGAAUAAGCAAGCUUGUGAUUUUAGCUAUAGGAGCAUUAGGCAUUCUGGUUCCUCUAUUGGUUAUUCUGACCACCUAUGGGUGUAUAAUUUAUUCUGUCUCACAUAUGAAGUCAAAUGUUGGACUGCACAAAGCUUUCUCUACCUGCACAUCCCAUUUGAUUGUGGUCAUUUUUUUUUAUGGAACGAUUAUCUGUAUGUAUAUGAUUCCAAAGUCAGCUUCAUCUCCUGAUCAUGAUAAGCAAAUUGCAGUCUUCUAUGUUGUGGUCACCCCUCUGCUCAACCCCAUCAUUUAUACCUUGAGAAAUAAGAGCAUACAUAGAGCAGCAUCCAAAAUGUUGUGA